AUGGAACGUUUUUUGCGUCUUGGCGGUCUCGGAGGAGGUCUUGGACAGGUAUGAUUUAUUUUUUGGUUCAUUUUCGAUAAAAUUUUUACAGUUUGGGGGUAAUCCACAAGACUCGAAUCAGGUUGAUACUUCUGAAACCGUUUACAUUUCUUCCUUGGCUCUUUUAAAAAUGUUAAAGCACGGUCGCGCUGGUGUUCCAAUGGAAGUGAGUUUUUUCAUGUAUUUUCUUCAGAAAAGUUUUAAUGUUAUUUUUAGGUUAUGGGCUUGAUGCUUGGAGAGUUCAUUGACGAAUAUACAGUAAAUGUCAUUGAUGUUUUCGCCAUGCCUCAAUCAGGAACGGUUAGUAUUUUUCUCGUUUUUUUUAACCUUAAUUUGUUGUUAGGGAGUUUCUGUUGAAGCUGUCGAUCCAGUUUUCCAAGCUAAAAUGCUCGACAUGUUGAAGCAGACAGGCCGCCCGGAAAUGGUUGUUGGAUGGUUCGUCGUUCAGGAUAUGAGGUCCCUAAAGUCUUUGUUUCAGGUACCACUCUCAUCCGGGCUUCGGUUGCUGGCUCUCAGGAGUCGACAUCAACACGCAGCAGUCUUUCGAAGCUCUUUCGGAUCGCGCCGUGGCCGUCGUCGUUGAUCCGAUCCAGUCAGUCAAAGGGAAGGUUCGUACUGUUGUGGUUUCAUCCUUUUUCUCCAGUUUCUUUGGGUAAGCGUGUUCGAAGUUUAAAAACAUCGUUCGAAGGAAAAACAUUUUCUUAUGGAAAGGUUCUUUCCCAUCGUAUAGUUUUUUUUUUCAACUUUGAGUGUGACAAUAACGUUUUAUCAUUUUUUUUUUCUUAUGGAAAGGUUCUUUCCCCUCGUAUAGUUUUUUUUUCAACUUUGAGUGUGACAAUAACGUUUUAUCAUUUUUUUUUUCAUUACUUUAUUUUGUAUUUUAAUAUUCACAGUACGAGUCCUUCAGUUAUCUUUUUUUACCAUCCAUGAAAGAAUUUUUUUCACAAAUAAUUGCAAUUUUUUUGCAAAUAAAAUGGUACCGCCGAUAAGUUGCAACACCAAAUUCGGAGCUCUGCAAGUUAACCAGUUCGGAAUUUCACUGAUUCAAAAAUUUUUUUUCAUUUUUCUAAACUAUAACCAAAAAAAUUUUUAUCUGUUUUCAGAUUUAAAUAAAUAUAUAAAUGAUCUGAUACUGAUGUUAAGUUACGUUGAACACCUCAUAAUAAUCCUGAUCUUGUUUUUUUUUCCUCUCAGGAAAUCACUUUGAACAUAAAAAAACAGAAUUUCAGUGUUUGUCGUACCUUACUGAAUUGUUAGGAACGGCCAGAAUGGUUAUUGGAAAAUAGGCGAAUCGAGAAGGUACCAUAAUGUGUCCACAAAGGUAUCUCUCAAAAUGGAUCCUGAAAACCUCAUAAUGUGUCCAUCAUGAGACCUCCGACAUACCUCUUAGCUAUAUCUGAGCCAUCUCGAAAGUACAGUUUCUCUCAAGCCCCUCUCAUUUUGCUCAAAAUCCUCAGAGGUAUCCUCGAGGUACCAUCGUGAGAGCCUGAGAUUUACCUCAGAGGGUCUUGCGAUAGCCUUUCUCGAUUCGCCUAUGUACAUUCUUUAAAUUUUUGGCUUUCUUUGGAUUAAAAAAAUUAAGCGAAAAUAUAUCAUUGAAAAAGUUUUUAUUUUUUAGAAAUCUGAAAGGGCUUAUUUGUUGAGUUGAAGGUUGUGAUCGACGCUUUCCGCACGAUCAAUCCACAGGCGAUGGCCUUGAACCAGGAACCUCGACAAACAACCAGCAACUUGGGCCAUUUGCAGAAGCCGAGCAUCCAGGUCUUUAUUUUCUUAAAGAAAAACUUUUUAAAAGAUUUUGUGCAAAAGUUUGUUUCAGGCGCUCAUCCAUGGCCUCAACCGUCAUUAUUACUCGAUUCCUAUUGCUUACCGUACUCACGACCUGGAGCAGAAGGUUUUUUCUUUUGCUUUCUCGAAUAUCGAGUUCUCAACAUCUUGUUUUCCAAUAGAUGCUGUUGAAUCUGAACAAAUUGUCUUGGAUGGACGCCGUCAACGUACAAAACUACACCAAAUGCGGGGAGAAGAACAGAGAACAUCUGCAGGCCAUGUUGAAACUCGCGAAAAAUUACAAGAAGGUUUUUUCCGCGUUUCUUUGUUUCCUACUCUCUGUUUGAGGCUCUGGAAGAUGAAGAAAAGAUGACCGACGAAGAGUUGGCGAUCAAAAACGUUGGAAAACAAGACCCCAAAAGGCACAUCGGCGAAGAGGUUUCUAUUUUUGUUCAAUUCGCUUUGCGAUGAUUAUAUCCUUUUGUGGUGGCUGAUUCGUAGAUACUUUUUGAAGAUUAUGUUUAAUAGAUCUGCAAUUUCAGGUAACCGAAAUGAUGAACGACAACAUUGUUCAAAACUUGGCCGGCAUGUUGGCCACGACGUCUCUUCAAUAA
Molecule: messenger RNA, 2417 nt
Organism: Caenorhabditis auriculariae
Lineage: Eukaryota; Metazoa; Nematoda; Chromadorea; Rhabditida; Rhabditidae
Source: the annotation of a GenBank genome assembly